UCUGCACAGUAAGGCUACACAUUGCUUGCACAGCAUCGACUGGGUUUGGGACUUUUUUUCCAUCCAACACUCCCAGUUAAUCGAUUCCACGUCGGGUUUGAAAAUCAUAAAAGUUUGGGAAGAGACUAACCUCAAAUGUCUUUGAAAGCAGUUGACCAGAUGAAGCAAACACGGUGAGACUCAGACAUGGGGAAAAACUUUCUCACGGAUAUGGGAUACAGAGAGUCUGCGUGUAAGUAGUUAACUUCUUAUACCUGUUAGUACAACCAAAACUUAAAGACACUGAACGCUGUCCAGAUGUAUUUUACUGCAAAAUGCUACACUGAAUCGUAUGUUUUUCUUCGUUGCGUCUCUCUCGUUUGGAAAAAAACAUAGUACUGAAUGACCUCCUUUUUAUGGAGAUCCUGCCAGUGCCUAAAUCGUCAGGACAAAUUAAGAACAAUCUGAGAGAAAACGUGUUUCCCUUUUGUGGUUCGCCUAAGAAUAGUUAGAGCUGUCGCCAUGAGUUUGGUUGGUGGGUUUCCUCACCAUCCGGUGAUGCAUCACGACAGCUACUCCUUUGCCGCUGCUGCGGCCGCUAGUCGCUGUCAUGAAGAGAAUCCUUAUUUUCACGGGUGGCUAAUCGGCCAUCCAGAGAUGUCUCCUCCCGACUACAGCAUGGCACCCUCUUACAGUCCCGAAUACUCGACCGGAGCUCCGGGGCUCGACCACUCGCACUACGGAGGAGUCCCGGGAGCUGGUGCCGUUGGAAUGGGACCUCGGACAGUGAAAAGGAGACCUACGGCGAACCGAAAAGAGAGGCGCAGGACUCAAAGCAUCAACAGCGCCUUCGCAGAACUCAGGGAAUGCAUUCCCAACGUGCCCGCGGACACGAAGCUGUCCAAAAUCAAAACGCUCCGUUUGGCCACCAGCUAUAUCGCAUACCUCAUGGACAUUCUCGACAAGGACGAACAACACGGGGAAACCGAGGCCUUUAAAGCGGAAUUCAAAAAGACAGACGCUAAAGAGGAACGGCGAAAGAAAGAGAUGAGCGAAGUUUUGAAAAGUUCAGGGAGCAGCAAUGACAAGAAAACCAAAGGAAGAACUGGUUGGCCGCAACAUGUCUGGGCUCUGGAACUGAAACAGUGAAAACUAUCCUCGAAAAGACUUGAAAUGAAGCCCUCUAAACUUCUUCUGAAUUGUACUCUCACUUUAUUUAACGGAAUAUUUAUGUGCAAUUUCCCGCAACGGAAAAGUGGAUAUUUGAAGAAAAGCCAUUCCAUUUUUUUAGAGGAAGAGGCCCUGUUGGUAAGGGAUUGUGUGUGUUGUCUAAUACGUGGUGAA
Chanos chanos (milkfish) is the source of this 1323-nucleotide messenger RNA. RefSeq names its product heart and neural crest derivatives expressed 2 (gene hand2). Lineage: Eukaryota; Metazoa; Chordata; Actinopteri; Gonorynchiformes; Chanidae. Gene Ontology annotation, biological process: regulation of transcription by RNA polymerase II; heart development. Bases 502 to 1128 code for a protein of 208 amino acids. The record is from RefSeq and is a predicted model, not a curated record. The transcript has 2 exons. Gene Ontology annotation, molecular function: RNA polymerase II transcription regulatory region sequence-specific DNA binding; protein dimerization activity; DNA-binding transcription factor activity, RNA polymerase II-specific.